GCUCCGUUAUGCGAGCAGUGAAACUUAGAGUCUGUUAAUAAUCGGAAUCGUUUGCAUCGUCCGCACCGAAUCUAUAAUUCAUUACAAGCUCAUAGUAUAAUAGCCAAGCGGAACGAGUUAUUCGCGUGGAAAAAUAUACGGUUCUUAUACGUUUAAAAAUAGAAAUCCCGAAGCACACACAGACACGCAAGAGUAAGAUAAAAAAACCUUCGAUGAAUGAAGUAUAGCUAUACGAUAGCGAGCCGAGUCAUAGUAAUGACAGGACGAAAAGGGUCGAUAAUUGGUGCCUAAAAAUAAAAUUCCUAUAAAAACAGGAGAGGAGAGAAAGAGAGAACGCCUCGCGUUUUACGACCGUCACUCCUCGCGUCAGCUCUCCCCGCUGCGCAGAGCACACAGAUAAUACUCAACACAACGUUGCGCACGCACGCAGAUUACAUUCUCUCUCCUCGUCAGUUGCUCUUGGAUAUACGUUUUGUGUGAUCGCGCUCUCGUCCGUUCGUGCUUGUAUAGUGGCGUCGUCGCGGGGUCCCCCCGCCGUGUCAAAAGAGUGCGUGUGUCCGUGGAAAGUGCUUGACGAGUAGAGCAUACGUGUGCGAAAUUGCCGCGGGUGUUGUUUUGUACGUGGAUAAAGGAUCUCGCUGAAUACUCCUCGCCAUAAAUGCACGUGCUGGAGACAAGUGCAUCAGGAGCAGUAGCCGCGGCGCCCGAGUAGUCGUGAGCAAUACGCACGCAAGGCAGCGAAAGGGACGACGACGGAGCGAGGGAAAGAACGAGAGAGUGAGAGAGAUUGGUAAUAGCCCAACGAGCCAGGCGUAACAUGGGUGUUGGUCUGAAGCCGCUCGAGUUCACGGAUUGCCUCACGGAUAGCCCCUACUUCCGCGAGAAUCUCCACUAUCACGAGCGUGAGCUCGACAAGACCAGCCAGCAGAUCAAGCGGCUCAUCAAGGAGGUCAAGGAUCUGCUAUCCGCUGCCAAAAAUCUCUCUCGAGCUCAGAGGGCAUUUUCAAAGACAUUACAGAACUUCAGCUUCGAAUGUAUUGGUGAAACACAAACUGAAGAUGAAUUACACAUAUCUCAAAGUCUGAAGGAAUUUGGUAAACUCAUAGCAUUGAUCGAAGACGAGCGUGAUCGCAUGCUGGCAAGAGCAUACGAUCAAAUCAUACUGCCCCUAGAAAAAUUUAGAAAAACACAUAUAGGUGGAGUUAAGGAGGGCAAGAAAAAGUUCGAAAAGCAGACAGUAAAGUUUUGCCAAAGUCAAGAACGUUAUCUCAAUCUUUCUACUAAAAAGCAAGACAAUGUUCUUCAAGAAGCGGAUGCGACAUUGGAAAUGGCCGAAAGGCAUUUCUGUCAAGCAAGUUUAGAAUACGUCUUUUUAUUACAAGAAGUUCAAGAACGUAAGAAGUUUGAAUUUGUAGAAACGUUACUAAGUUUUAUGUUUGGUUGGCUUACUUUUUAUCAUCAAGGACACGAGGUCGCCAAAGAUUUUAAACCAUAUAUGACUGAACUACAGCUCAAAAUUCAAAAGACUCGAGAGAAUUUCGAUGCCACGCGGGAUAAGACAGAAUCGCUUAUGAAUAAAAUGAAGGACAUGAAGAAGUCGGCAAUAGAAAGUGGCCCUAAUAAACUUUACAGUAGAGAAGGGUAUUUGUUCCUGAUGGAAAAGAAGGCUUUUGGAACUACAUGGACGAAACAAUAUUGCACAUAUCAAAAAGACAAAAAGGAAUUCACAAUGAUACCGUAUAAUCAGCUCACAGGCAAAUUUAGCAGUAAAGACACUUUUACUCUGGCCUCUUGCGUACGGCGUAUGUCCGAAUCAAUAGAAAAACGAUUUUGUUUUGAUAUUACCGCUAUCGGAAGGCCUGGUAUAGUAUAUACAUUUCAAGCAUUAUCCGAAAACGAUAGGAAAGCGUGGAUGGACGCGAUGGACGGUCGAGAACCUGUUCUUGCUUUGCAACAAGGUCCACUGGUGAAGCAACCCGACGAGAAUGUUAUAGACUCGACUGGUCUAUUAUUCAUAUCCAAAUGCAUCAAAGUAUUAGAGGAUAGAGGUUUAGAGGAGCAGGGACUUUAUCGAGUGGUCGGCGUAGCUUCUAAAGUGAACAAAUUACUCGCGAUGGGCCUCGACCGCAGGAAAUUGGAGAAGCUUGCGCUGGAAAAUCGAUACGAGUGGGAGAGUAAAACAAUCACUAGUGCUCUAAAAACUUAUUUAAGGACUCUUUCCGAGCCUCUCAUGACAUUUCGGUACUACGAUAGUUUUAUUUCUGCAGCAAAACAAGAACUAAAGGAACUAAGGGUCAAAGACAUACACACAUUAGUGUAUCGCCUACCUAAACCAAACCACAAUGUUCUUCUACUACUCAUUAAUCAUCUUCGCAAAGUGGCGCUAAAAUGUGAUAAGAACUUAAUGACAGUGGGUAACCUGGCGGUAUGCUUCGGACCCACGUUACUACGGCCGGAAGAAGAAACGGUGGCCUCGAUAAUGGACAUCAAAUUUUACAAUAUAGUCGUAGAGAUAUUAAUCGAGAAUUGUGAACGUAUAACCGCGGGUCCGCCAGUUGAUUUGCCAACCUCGCCUAUGGGUUCGGGUCUUGCUUUGAGUAGUAGUACUUCGCCAGAUAAAGAUGAGCAAACUUCACCUGUUCUACAACAACCACAGCAACAAACGUCACCGGUGCAGCAGCCUCAACCACAGCCAAGCAAUGGGGCGCUACAUUUACCAUGCUAUUCGGUGCACACCGUUGUACCAGCUACGGUGCAGGAAAUUUCGCGAUCCUAUUAUGAUAGCCCAUUAUCAGUAAGUUCGAAGACGCCGUUGAUAGACGCAGAUCAGAAAAAUGGUGAGGAUUACCAGGAGAUCGAGCACCCUAGUCAUCGAUUGCCUAACUACGCUGACAGUCAUAUUGCCCGAUUGAAAAAUCGCAAUGCCAACUUCAUGUAUCAUUCGACUGAAAGAGUUUCAGGAAGUGGAAACACGAGUAGUUCAAGCGAAUCGAUAGCAAGUGAUCCGCCACCAUAUCUUAGCACUGGAGUUGUGCCCGUUAAGCAAAAACGGGACUCAAUGCUGGUCAACGCACAUUUUAAUUACCCACCUAGAAAUAAUCCAAUAAUGUCUUUAGUUAAUACUUCACCAAGUAGUGGUAGAUCCAGCCCUGGUUCAGGGAUUUGGAGAGUAAGGACACUGUACGCUUGUAUGGCCGAAAGUGUUGGUGAACUGUCAUUUGAACCUAAUCAGAUCAUAACUAAUGUUCAACCAUCGAGUGAACCAGGGUGGUUAGUAGGUACUUUAAAUGGUAAAACGGGGCUGAUACCGAAGAAUUACGUGGAACAAUUACCGUAAUAAAAGAAGUCGGUCAUCUAACGAAAAAUAGCAAAGAAAACGAGUGUGAUGAUACUUCUGCUGACCAUGCGGCCAUCAGUAUUCCCUCUUUACACAUUCCAGCAAAGUGCACAUUCCGCAUUUACCAAUUUAUAGCACUUAGUGUGCAAAUUUUUUAUACCAACACAUAUACACAGACAUAAGAUUCACACGCGCGAAAGCUUCGACUCUCGGCUCUAUCUUAAACAUUUUUUGACAUUAGCCAAGAAGCAUGAAAGUAAGAAAAAAAGAAUACGUAUUCUCGUUAGUAUCUAGCCGUAUUUUUUUCUAUUAAACGAAGGGAAUCGCCGUCAAGAUUCCUCCACAAUCAACAAUUUUGAAUGCUUUUGCAAUAGUAUGUAUACAUUAUAGUGUAAAAAAACACAAAGUUGUCGACAAAUUAUCAGCGACGACUAUCUAUCGAACAAUUUGUUAUUAGUCGGAAAAAACGGAGAGGUCUUUUACACAAGAAAGUUUAUAAUCGUAUCCCAUUUUUAAGGGGAAGUUAGUCAAUUAUGCAUAUUAUUUAUAAAUACUAUAUAUAAAA
This is a messenger RNA of Phymastichus coffea, 3902 nucleotides long. RefSeq names its product rho GTPase-activating protein Graf-like (gene Graf). The transcript has 19 exons. Gene Ontology annotation, molecular function: protein binding; GTPase activator activity. Gene Ontology annotation, cellular component: cytoplasm. Gene Ontology annotation, biological process: signal transduction. The record is from RefSeq and is a predicted model, not a curated record. NCBI's taxonomy places the organism in Eukaryota, Metazoa, Arthropoda, Insecta, Hymenoptera, Eulophidae. The coding region runs from base 818 to 3337 and encodes 839 amino acids.